UUUUGCAAUUCUUUGCAAAAUCUUGAAAUUAUUUGUUAUAAACCUAACUUUUAAUUAAACAACAGUUAGAUCCGCAUGGUUAUAAUAUAAUAAGAAAAUGCACGUGUGUUUGGGAUAGUUUAAACGCUUAAAAAUAGCGCUUUACGAUGAAAUCUAACUAGUUUUUCCUGUUUUGAUUCAUAUUUUUGAUUUUUUUUUUUACACACGUGCUGAAACUUUUCGUUGUUUAUUAUUUGUGGUAAUUCACUUAGAUUUUACAUUUCGCUGCGUUUUGCUAUGAUAAAGUUUUAGUGCAUGUUUGUUUACUUUCAGAGCGACACACUGCGCCUGUGUAGUAGUUGUAGCAUUUUGUAGGCGCUUCCCAUCUCUCCUUUAUGAACCUUUGACACAGGCUGGAUCGCUUUUUUCUACUUUGACGAUGGCUGGAGCUGGGUUCACUCUCUGUAGGGCUGUUUUGUCUGUUUCCAGAAGCAAAAAUAUCCGUACAAGAGCGUUUUAUUACUGGACAGCUGCGAGAAGGACAACAAAUGCAUUUAAGCACGGGAGGGUGUCUGUUCUUUUAGGCGUCCCUACACUUUCUUUACUGGGACAUGAACUCUACCAAAGAGUCCAGCGUUCAUCUGUGGUGCUCGCUUUGGACAGAGAGGAGCUGUUGGAGCAGGCGGAUUACCUCUACAGCUGUGCGGAAACUGAUAAACUCUAUCAGCUUCUACUGCAGCACAAAAACAGAGAUGACGCAGAGUUCUUGUGGCGUUUGGCUCGUGCGUCUCGGGAUCUGGCUCUUCUACCGGACACCGCACCAGAGAAGAAGAAACAGCUGGUCUACGAGGCUCUGGAUUGUGCCAAAAGGGCUCUGGAGAAGGAGGAGACCAACUUCGCCGCGCAUAAAUGGUACGCCAUCUGUCUGAGUGACAUUGGGGAUUAUGAAGGAAUCAAAGUGAAGUUGGGAAACUCCUACAUCAUCAGGGAACAUCUGCAGAGAGCUAUUGACUUGAAUCCAAAAGACGCCACUUCACUGCACAUCCUCGGAUAUUGGUGUUUUGCGUUUGCCGAUUUGCCCUGGUACCAGCGUAAAAUGGCAGCAGUUAUUUUUGCCACUCCCCCAAUGUCGACGUAUCAAGAGGCUUUGGAUUACUUCUUGAAAGCAGAAGCAGAGGAUCCAAACUUCUACAGUAUGAACUUACUGAUGCUCGGAAAGACGUAUCUGAAGAUAAAUGACAAAGAGAACGCCAAACUGUGGCUGACCAAAGCAAAAGAGUACCACCCUCUCACUCACGAGGACAAAGAGGUUCACAAACAGGCCGCGGAAAUGCUUAACGGCCUCGGUUAAAGACGACCUUAAACGCAACACGGCGGUGCCUUCGUGAACCUAAACUGCUCACGGAUAUUUUCAGAUUGUAGAGGGUUGCUCAUUAACUUAUAUUUCCCAUUUAAGAUCUGAUUAAUAGAGGGUAUAGUGUCGUAUUUUAACUCGUUACGUAGAAUUUCUUACUGAUCUCAGGAUAAUUUAAAGGUGCAUUGUGUAACUUUUCUGGGUGAUAGGUCAUUGCCGUUUGCUUUUUUCCAUGGAGAUUUCAUUGCUCUUUGCCCGGAAUAUCCCACAGUAUGGUAUUAAAUUGAUCUACGUCCGUGGAAACAAGCAGAUAACUCAACCAGAUCGAGUUACAGGUCAGAUCUGUGGAGAGGCGACUUCUAUCGCUUUAAGAAUGGAUGUUUUUCAAGGUAUUAAAAACAUCUGGUGUAGAAAACAGUUCAGAUUAAUUUAAAGGUGCACUGUGUAACUUCUACAGUGGAGGGUCUGCUACGUUCUUGUCGUCAUGGAUAUGUCAUGUUUUGGCCUGGAAUGUUCCUCAGUAGGGCAUUACACAUAUUUUCCUUGCUUUUGUUCAAUUACAAGUGUUUUAUAGCUCAAAAAAAGCUUAAAAAAUGCAAAUUCUUACCAUGUGAAGGCUUGCUUUUCCAUAGAUCUGACCUUUAACCUGUCUCUAUGGUGAUUACAAAGUUUACUAUCAAGGCAAAACCGUAGUAUCACCAUGGAGACAAGCAAGUGGCGGACCCUAGACCCAAAAAAGUUACACAAUACGAUGAUUUUAAACUGAAAUGCAAAAUGAUAAUAAUAACAUGUAAUUAUUUUCAGUUGUUGAUAAUGUCACAGACGGAUUUGCACAAACAUUUUUCACAUUAAACUUACUUGAUUUUAACUUUAAAUGUGUAGUUUUAUCCAUGUGCUGGUUAUUCAUCAUUUUUGUUUUACAAUAACUGUUAAAUAAAUUAAACUGGAUGAAA
Messenger RNA from Boleophthalmus pectinirostris (great blue-spotted mudskipper), 2286 nucleotides. It is a transcript of the gene rmdn1, whose product is annotated as regulator of microtubule dynamics 1. Gene Ontology annotation, cellular component: spindle microtubule; cytoplasm; mitotic spindle pole. Lineage: Eukaryota; Metazoa; Chordata; Actinopteri; Gobiiformes; Gobiidae. The transcript is spliced from 10 exons. The record is from RefSeq and is a predicted model, not a curated record. Gene Ontology annotation, molecular function: microtubule binding. The coding region runs from base 419 to 1330 and encodes 303 amino acids.